Penicillium daleae is the source of this 183-nucleotide messenger RNA. RefSeq lists its product as uncharacterized. The transcript has 2 exons. NCBI's taxonomy places the organism in Eukaryota, Fungi, Ascomycota, Eurotiomycetes, Eurotiales, Aspergillaceae. Bases 1 to 183 code for a protein of 60 amino acids. The record is from RefSeq and is a predicted model, not a curated record.
AUGGCAAAUCCGCAUUCCGACCGAGGCAAAAUGACAUCAACUGGCGGAAUCAAAGAGAAGACCAGGAAUGCCAACGUCAUUCCUAACGAGGAAUCUGGUCCAGCCGUUGUCCAAUUGAUCCGUCGUUUGAUCGGUCAUGGUCAUGGUCAUGGUAGUGAGAUCUCGCUCAAGCCGGACAGUUGA